Messenger RNA from Parasteatoda tepidariorum (common house spider), 4740 nucleotides. The record is from RefSeq and is a predicted model, not a curated record. Lineage: Eukaryota; Metazoa; Arthropoda; Arachnida; Araneae; Theridiidae.
AAAUAAGAAACAUAAAUAAUGAAAUGUCUUUUCUAGCACUGAUUGUUAAUAAUGGGUAGCGGUUGCUCCAGAGUGUCGCGUGUACGAAAGAAAAUACCCAGAAACAUUGUCUUCAAGCAAAGUUUGAAAUCUUUGGAGAAUGGAAUGAAUUCAUCUCAAGAUUCAAAAGAAGAUCAAGAAAGCAAAGAAGAAGAAGAUGAUGAACUGGAUGCUCUCAGUCCAACGAGUAAACUGGCACCUGAGGAGAUAAGGACAGUUUCAGCUGCCUCCACUGUAACCGUACUUCCAGGAACAAGCAUAAGCAUUUCACCUGUAAUGGAAGAAUUAUCAGAUCUGGGCUCUUUUAAACCACUCCCAGAACUCACUAUUUAUCCAGACACCGUACGAAACCUUCUGAUGGGACGCUGCUCUUCUCAUAAAACGAAUGAUUCGAAAAGUCUUAAGGAAGUGGACCUACUGGCUUUAGUUGGCGGACCAGAGAGCUUUUGCUUUCUAGAGGAGUCCAAAGAACCCCUUCUGAAUGUCCUGAAAGAGUUUUGUUUUGAGAUUGGUAUUACUUUAAACAGUCUCGUUUUUGGUUAUCCAAAAGUUCCUUCAGGGAAUGGUUAUCGCUUCCUGAUUAUCAACUUUAUUAAGAAGCUUCUUAAAUCAAAAAGGCUCAUUAUCCUGGUCAUUAGUGGCCAGGAAUAUACUGAAAUACAACCACCAGAGGUCAUAAAGCAAUCGGACUUUGACUUAGCUGUCCGUCGAAUGCCAUCCAUUGACAACAGAGAACUUGUCCACUGCUCCUAUUUAGCUGAUGUAAAUGAUACAUCACCCUGUUACAGACUGCAGAAGAACAAUUCGGAUUCAUCAGAAUCGAAGCCAUUAAACGAAGAGGAAAUUAUCGCAAUUUUGAAAUCUGCAUUCAACGAAAAACAAAUAGAAUGUUACAUAACAAGCGUAUUCGAAGACAUUCUUCAGCUUCUUCAGGACUCUGAAGAUGCUGACCUCAUGAAAAGAAUCUUCAUGAUUCAUAUUGAAAUGCCGACGGAGACGAAUCAAAAUCCAUUCCAGAAUUCUCAACGUCUUCAACGUCUCAUUUUAAAACUGGAGGAGAAAUUGCCCGAUCAAAACUGUUGCCAUUUCGUGAAAGGAAUUGAGUGGCAGGAACUGUGGAACGGUGAGAAUGAAUCGAAAGAAUCCGGAGCUUAUUCCAAUCUUCUUGCAAAAAUCAAAGAAAUAAUUUUGUCUGCAAAUAAAGAUAGCGGAACUAGAUACUUCUCCAAAAUAGCAGGAAAAGGUAUAGACCAACAACUUUUUGAUGAACUGAUUCAGCAGGAAAACGAAAUGCGUUCACACCUGAAGAGCUUCCAAGAUCGCCCCGAUCUACUGUCUUCUGUCAUGAAUUAUGUCGCAGGACCUCAGAACCACGCUCUGGUCGUGCAUGGUCGCCAAGGAAGGGGUAAGAGUGCCCUCUUGGCGGUCGCCGCAGUUCUGAGUGGCGCAGUAUUUCCAAAUAUGCCCAUCAUACUGAGAUCGGUUGGCGUGUCAACUGAAUCCUUUACGCAAGAACGAGUCUUAAGAAGUGUCUGCCAACAAAUAGCUGCUUUAUACGGAAAACACCCAUCUUUAGCAUCCAGAAGUAUUGCGGAACACAAUUCCUUCUUUGCCAAUCUCCUGAAGCGAGCCUGUUCCGAGAGACCUCUUCUCAUCAUACUGGACGGACUGGAUCAGGUGGAAGAGUACAGCGGUCGUUCACUCAAAUGGUUCCCAACAAUUCUACCUCAGCACGUCAAGUUGAUACUUGCAUUACGUGACGGCAGUAAUGAGCUGCAAGAAAUACAGGAGCGACUCGCAGAUGAUGUAUCAGCGUUUUUAGAAAUUCCCGAUUUGGAUGCCGAUGACACUCUGUCGAUAAUUGAACAUCACAUGUUGAGCAGAGGACGCCGUUUAACGGACGCACAGAUAAGUUUCACUCGCAUAUGUGUGACUGACAAUUCAUAUCCAAGAUACGCCCAUGUAUUUGCUCACGUGGCAUGUUCGUGGCAAACCCUCUCGAUUCCGGAACACUUCUGGGCCAGGCACUCUUUGUAUGACGUCAUUGCUGAUUACAUUAGCCAUUUCAGCGGUACCCUGGGAAUAAAAUCUCUAGAGCUGUUAAUGUUAAACUUAGCAACUUUUAAACAUGGUGUGAUGAAAUCAGAAGUGUUCGAUAUGUUGGAAACUGAAAUAAGUUCUGCUUUUGAACAAUGCCUGGCGUUCAUAUACUUAAAGCACCAUCUUACCCCUCUUUUAAGAACUUUCAACAGAAAGGGACACGCCUUCACCCAUUUUAGGUGCCAAAUUUUCCGGAAACUCUUUAGAACUUAUUUAGGAAAAGACCGUUUACAUGCAUGCUUACAAAGAACUCUAGACUACGUUCAGGGGAAUAAAGAAAUGGCUUCAGAUGAUGCAAGACCGGCUACAGAAAUCAAAACAAAUUACAAACAUCAAAGAUGGCGGGAGUUGGAGGAAUCAACUCAUUUAAAAAUCAAGUUGAAUAUAUCUGUUCGAAAUGACUUCUUUAACUGUAAGUGGUUACUCGAGCGUGUAACAUAUGGUGAUCCUUAUUUGCUCUUAGAAGAAAUCAAACUCUACAAACGGAAAAAUCCGGAUGACAGAGAAAUAGAUGUUCUAAGAAAAUUCUUGCAGUUAUCUUCGUAUUCCCUGAUGCUUGAUUACAGACAACUGUGUACCCAAAUAACUGGUCGUUCGCAAGGUUUCUUUUUAGAGAGAGAAAGGCAUAUUAAAUUUCCUACCGUUAAACUGUGGGUGAAAAGUGUGUCAAACUCGACGCCCUAUUUCCAAGUGAGAGGGCCUUGUUUUCGUACCCUUGCAGAUUUGCAAAAGGUAUUCCCUCCGUCUUCCAAAGACAGUGAUUGUUUGGAUUAUGUCACGUGGUUAAACAGUGAGGAAGUGUACUUAGUGACCUAUUCAAGUUCAAAAACUGAGCUAGAAGCUUGGAACGCAUCGCUGAUGAAGAAAAUGGCGUCCGUCAAAGAGGUGGAGUGCAUAGAUGGGAUACUGACCCUGGGAAGGAAUGCAGAAAUAGUUGUGCUGAAACACAGCCGAAUAGAAAUUGUGGACCUCGCAAGAGGAAUCGUGAAAACCCAAAUGAAGGAACUCAUUGAUGUUUCUCAAGGCGUGAAAGUUGUGGAUGGCGGGAAAAGUAUUUUAGCUCUAUCUGAAGGACACGAGGAAAUACUGAGGUUCGACACAAACUCCGGCCAUGUCGGAAGUCGAAUAUUUUCUGGAGAGCACAGGCAAUUGCACUGCCUACUUGUCAGUGACAACGGUGAGGUGUGUGUUUGUGGCGACACUUUUCAGAAGCCCUAUCCUCUUCUCAUUUGGAGUGUCCAGACGGGAGUUCUCCUACGACAAAUCUCUCUUCCGCACCACGAGUUCCUGACGAGAAACAGCAAGAUCAACUACGAUGGAAGACUGCUCUUCGCUCUUUCAAAGGAUUUAUUGACGCCGAGUACGAGUUUUCUGUCGACCUAUGAUACAACUACGGGAUGCAUUAUGUGGGAUGUGAAACCGGACAGCAAUAUCACAGCCAUAGGAUUGUGUCAAGAGAGUGAAAGAGUCAUUGUGACGACAGAGAGAGGUGACAUUUACGGAUGGGACAUGUUUACUGGAGAAGAAGGGUUUUCGAUUUUUGAUCCUUCCUGCUAUGUGAGUAGGAUUGAAACGGCAGUGAAUAAAACAUUUCUAACUUGGGAUUCAAUGUCUCAGGACAGGAGUCUCAAAUUGUGGGACACAACGACUGGUGCGUGCAUUGCAACAUUUAUUGCAGACUUCAACAUUUACGACUGUGCAUUAUCACACGAAGGUUAUGACAUUGCAAUUCUUAUGUGCAACAAGUGUACGCCUGUAAUUCUCUCUCUUAAGGGUGUUUCUCGUUUGAAACAUACUACUGCUAGUGAUUAAACCAUCACUUAUGUCGUCCAAUUUUAACAUGUAAGCCAGAUUUAUAGCUCACAAUUUUACGACCUGAGGCUGUUUUUUUCUUCCCCCACCCAAACAAAAGAAAAGCUCGAAAUGGGAAUUCCAGUAAACAACGAAACGUUAAUCGAGAAUCUAACUUACAAGGUUAGUCUGAGUCAAGAUUACUAAUGAGAAAAAUUUCUUAUCAGUAUUCCUGGUUGCUUAGCAACUACAUGAUAUCCUAUAUUGAUUAUUGAUAGGGAAAAUUGUGGAAAUGUUUCUAAUUCUUCUUUUUUGUCCCUAAGGGAGCUUUCUGUCAUGUUUAGGGUCCGUCUUGUCAAAGAUGGAAGUGUUCAGGUGAAAUUUUAUCUAAUUCCUCUCCGUUGGUAGGUAACCAAGAAAAGUCUGAUAAAAUCAUUUGAAUUUACACAUCAAUAUCAAACUUUCUUCUGUAGUUACUAAGCUUGAUUGAGGAAAGGUUUUCGCUGAAUACCAUGGCGGCUUCUUUGAUAGUUAACUAGGAAACUGUCCAAACAGAUCAGUUGUCUACAGUUUGUCUAUAUAAAGAGUUCCCCUAGCAACGAAGUCAAAGGUCGUCUGCUGCUAUGGAAACAAGAAGUAGCGCAUUUCAAAAAGGGGAGCGUCUUUCUCCCCUGACUCCAUCUCUCUCGCCAACCCGGGCCUGUCUAAAAUAAUGACCCAACACCCCUACUUGAAGUGGUUAAACCUCGUAACAAUGGUCACCGCCGAUACUCCGGAAGAAUGGCAAGGAGAGUUUGUUACAUAGACAAA